Mollisia scopiformis is the source of this 525-nucleotide messenger RNA. RefSeq names its product phosphatases II. NCBI's taxonomy places the organism in Eukaryota, Fungi, Ascomycota, Leotiomycetes, Helotiales, Mollisiaceae. Gene Ontology annotation, biological process: protein dephosphorylation. The transcript has a single exon. Gene Ontology annotation, molecular function: protein tyrosine/serine/threonine phosphatase activity. The annotation marks the transcript as partial. The record is from RefSeq and is a predicted model, not a curated record.
UCAAUCUCAGAGAUUAGACCUCGCCUCUUCCUGGGCAACAUAUCUUGCAUUAUCGACUCCAAGACUGUGCAAGAGAACAAUAUCAAAGCCGGGAUAUCUCUUAUAUCUUGGCCCAUCACUUCGUGGCUGAACCCACAGUUCAGAGAGCAGAUACCACAUCAUUUACCUCUGCUGUGCAAGGACAAUGGAGAACAAGACAUCCUGAAAUUCAUGCCUGUCUGUUGCGAUUUCAUCCAUGAGCAACUUCGAACCGCUGGUGGGAUUGCAAUACACUGUGUCAUGGGCAUAUCACGUUCUGCUUCCAUUGUCAUUGCCUUUCUCAUGCGCAAAUAUGGUCAAACCGUGGAAGAGGCAAUCAGGGUAGUCAGGAGUAAGAGACCUCAGAUUGAACCAAAUCAGUACUUCGAGUGUCAGCUUCGAGUAUGGGGAGAGUUGAAGUAUGAGAUUUGGCAGGACCGGGAGAAGACCAAACCCAAGGCAGCUUACCAGCAGGUCUUGGGCAGAAUUGCAGAAGCAAAGAGAGCC